This is a messenger RNA of Aphidius gifuensis, 2833 nucleotides long. RefSeq lists its product as uncharacterized. Lineage: Eukaryota; Metazoa; Arthropoda; Insecta; Hymenoptera; Braconidae. Bases 214 to 1770 code for a protein of 518 amino acids. The transcript has 4 exons. The record is from RefSeq and is a predicted model, not a curated record.
AAAUUGUAUGGCCAAUUUGAUGAAAAUUAAAUCAAUCACUAUCAAUGAUAUCAAAAAAAAAAAAAGAAAAAAAAUAAAUAACAAUAUUAUGGAAUUAUUAUUAUUAUUAUUUAUAAAUAAUAAAAUAAAUAAAAUAAAUAAAAAGCCAAUUUAAAAAAAGUAAAAAAAAGAGAAAGAAAAAAUAAUAAAUAUAAAUUAUCAAGUCCCCAAGUGAUGAGCGAAUCGCGGAAUCAUCUUCGUUCCGUCUCGGAUUUGUACGCAGCAGACGAAAUCGAAGUAUUAUUAUUGGAAGAAAUAAGAGAUCUUGAUCCACCACCAACAGCAUAUUCACGACCAGAAGAUAUACAAGACUUCGAAAUUGGUAGCAGAACAGGGGGAGCUAUAAGCUCCCAUUCAUCAGAGUUGGAUUCACCAGGUGUCCACUCAACAGUACAUUCAUGGGAUUCACAUGCAAAUUAUCAUGGUCAUUAUGGUCAUGAUAAUAGACAUGGUUCAUCACAUGGUAUGUCUUGGUCUAGAGCAACACAUUUUGUUCUUUAUUGUGAUAUACAAACACAUCUUAAAACAUCAACUGGUUUUGUUAGAUUACUUUUACUUAUAACAUCAAUAGCAUGUUUAGCAACACUUUGCAGUUCUGGUACAACAAAUGUCAGUUUAUUUAUGUUACCUCUUGUUGGAAGAUUAAGAUUUAUGAUAUUUGUUGCUGUAUUUUGUCUACUAAUAACAACUUUAUUAUUAUUUCUUGAUAUUUCACAUGUUGUCUAUAUGCUACCAUUAAAUUGGCCAAAAUUAAAUUUUUGGAUUUUUAGUGGAAUUGGUGUAUCAUAUAUUGCCAGUUGUAGUUUAUUAGGUUUAUCAAUAUGGGAAUAUAGUGGAAUUGGUUGGGUACCACGUAGAAUACGUUCACAAUUAACAGCAGCAGCUGGUCUUGCUUUAUCAUGUGCCUUGAUAUCAUUUUUAUUAUCAUGGCUACAUGGACGUGAUGAAAUAAUAUUUAAAUCACGUAAAUCAUUAAAUAAUUCAAAAAAUCAACUUUAUAAACCAGUUGGAAAUUCAUCAUCAUCUGGCUUAACAACUAAAGAUAAAAAUAAUAAAAAAUCAUCAUCAUCAACAUCAUCAUGGGUUGUUAAAAAUUCUAAAAAAAAACGUAAUCAACAUGAUGAUGAUGAUGACGAUGAUGAUAAUACAAAUAAAAAGCUAAAAGGUAAUGGUAAUAUUAAUAAAUAUAAACCAAUUAAUAAAAAAGAUCAUUGGGCAUCAGCAAGAGAACACUUUUUACCAAUUCAAGAUGAUGAUGAAACACAAAUAACAAUACAACGUGAUGAUAAUGUUGAUAUUGAACAUAAAAAAAGAAGAAAAAAACGUGAUGAUAUAACAAAUGUUACAAAUGGUAAUGGUAUUGCUGGAAGAAAAUUAGUUGAUGCUUCAACAAGAAAAGUACCACAAAAAUUAUCAUUAAAAACAAUUGAAAGACCACAAUCAAGAAAAACAAGUACAGUUGUUAAACAACAACAAGAAAAAACAUCAAGAACAAGUACAAAUAGUGAUUUACAAAAUUAUGUUGCUGAAACAGUUAGAGCCUGGGAAUUAGAAACUGGUAAUACUGAUCCAGCACGUGCUGAAAAUCUUAGAGCAUCAUUAUUAGAAGCAUCAAGAUGGUCUGGACUACGACAAAAACAACAACAUCAACAACAACAACAACAACAACAUCAACCUGAUGAUGUACAACCAUGUUCAAGUAAAACAGUCGAUCCAUAUACAUUUGCCUAGUUAUUAAAUUAAUAAAUAUAGUAAAAAUUAAAUAAAUAAAAUUAAAUAUAAACCAAUUGAUUGAUGAGACAAAUUUUGUAUAAAGUGUAUUAUCGCUAUGUAAAUUUUGCAGCUGAUUACAGACAGUGUCUCUUGAUUAAUUAAUUUAAUCAACAACAGUAUUUAACAAGUGUAACAAGUGAAUAUUAUUUAAUUUUGAGUGUGUUUGUUUGUUUGUUUGUUUGUUUGUUUGUUUGUUGUUGUUGUGUUGUAUGGUUUUAAAAAUAAGAAGAAAAAAAAACAGUAUUAUUUUUAGUCAGCAACAUAUCGUGCGAUUAUUAUCUGCCUCAAUCGAAUUUAAUUUUAUUAAUGAAUUAUUUAAAUGUGAGUUUGUAUUUUAUACGAUAAUUAAAUUUAAUAAUGCGUUUGAGUCUAUCAGCUUUAGAUAUGAUUAAUAAUUUAAUAUCGUGGUGUUCAUUUAAUACUGAUACUAGUCAUAUUUUUAAUUAAUUAAUUAACAAUAAUAAUUAUUCAUAGAAAUUAUUUAAUCAAUCAUUAAUUUACUCUUGAGCUUAAAAACAAAUGAUUUUUUUAAGAUAAUUUUUAUCAAUAAAUUUUUUGCACAUGUUCACAUAUACACAAUUGUUUUAUGUUUCAUUUGUUUUUUUAAAAAAAAUAAACUAAAAAAACAGUUGAAUUAUACUUACAAUAAUAUUGUAUAAAUAAAAAAAAAAAAAAAAAGAAAAAUCAAAGUGCGAAUUUGAAAGAGAUAAGGAAAAAUAAAAAAUAUAUUUUCAAAUUGAAAUUUAAAAUACGCCGAUAAUAAUUAAUAAUUUAAUUAAGAAAUAAAAAAAAUAUGAUCGUUAUAAAGUCAACAAUUGACUUGAAAAAAAAAAAUUAAAAAAUCACUUUUAAAUACAAUUAAUUUUAACGCACAAAAAAAAAAAAAAAAAAAAAAUUAUGUGCAUAAACAAAAUAGAAAGAAAAAAAAAAAAAUAGUAUUUUCAUCUUUUGUCUUCUGGUACCACGCCAAACAAUUAACCCAUUAAAAAUAUAUUUUAUUUAUAUUAAUUAAUUAAAAAAA